GACAAUUUACCACCACCCUCCCAUACAGAUAUCCCUCUGAUACUGUCACACAUAUACUGUACCUCACUGACUGCACCGAUCCGGACACAUUUGGGAUAACGUCAUGCAAAAUAAUAGUUUUCUGGCAACCUGGCGAAAAGAGGAUUUGGAUAUUUCAUAAUUUACAUUUAUAUAUGGAUAUCUCUUUUUUAUUUCAAAUAACUUCGGAUCUGACAUGGAAAAAUACACAGUUUUAAUGAUGGAUAAUAUAAUAUGCCUACCUGAAAAACUGUAAAAAAAAAUUGACAUUGUGCUUUUUAUCAUCAUUGUUUCAUACACUACUUUAACUCGACAUGCGAGAGUUUGAUGGAGUUGCACGCGCUUCAGUGGCGCGCGCGGACCGGUCAGCGCGGAUCGUCUCGAGGCAGCGCGCGCGUGACGGAUUUCUGUCGUACCGUGAGCCGCGCGGCACCCCUCAGAGGAUUUACCUUCCCUUUAUCUUACUGCUGCUCAUGUUCACCCCAAAUGUGGACUCAUCUUGGUGGUACAUUGGUGCGUUAGGUGCUCGGGUCAUAUGUGACAACAUUCCAGGUCUAGUAAACAAACAGAGGCAGAUAUGCCAGCGACACCCAGACCUUAUGCAGUCCAUUGGAGAGGGAGCCAAAGAGUGGAUCAGGGAAUGCCAGCACCAGUUCCGACACCAUCGCUGGAAUUGCAGCACAUUGGAGCGGGAUCACACUGUGUUCGGCCGUGUCAUGCUGCGCAGUAGCCGGGAAGCAGCAUUCGUUUAUGCCAUCUCCUCAGCGGGCGUCGUUUACGCCAUUACAAGGGCUUGCAGUCAAGGCGAACUUAAAAUCUGCAGCUGUGAUACAGACAGGAGAGGCAGGGCGAGCGAUAAAGAAGGUGACUUUGACUGGGGCGGCUGCAGUGACAAUAUCAACUAUGGUAUCAAGUUUGCCAAAGCUUUUGUGGAUGCCAGGGAGAGGAUGGUGAAAGAUGCCAGAGCACUGAUGAACUUACAUAACAAUCGCUGUGGUAGAAUGGCAGUGAAGCGGUUUAUGAAGACUGAAUGUAAAUGUCAUGGAGUCAGUGGAUCGUGCGCUCUCAGGACCUGCUGGCUGGCAAUGUCAGAUUUCCGGAGAACAGGCGACUAUUUGAGGAAGAAAUAUAACACGGCCGUUGAGGUCACGAUGAACCAGGACGGUACAGGAUUUAUGGCUGCCGACCGAUAUUUUAAAAGAACUACCAAAAAUGAUCUUGUAUAUGUCGAAAACUCGCCAGACUAUUGUCUCAUGGACCGAUUCGCAGGAUCUCUCGGAACAGCAGGAAGGGUGUGCAACAAGUCAUCCAGGGCUAUGGACAGUUGUGAGAUCAUGUGCUGUGGGCGUGGCUACGACACCACCCGCGUAAAACGCUUGACCAAAUGCGAGUGCAAGUUCAAGUGGUGCUGCGCUGUCGAAUGCAUGGACUGCGAGGAAACCGUGGACGUACACACCUGUAAACCACAUAAGAAACCCGAUUGGCUCGAUUUGACCUGACCGUUGUAACCACGAUGACCAGUCAGCAGCCACGGUGCUUUUUUCUCAGGUUUUUUUGGAACUAUAACGCUCCACUCGCCGAACCUUUAACUUUAUUCUCCUUUAAAGAUGUAAGCAUGGAGAAGCAUGGAGCAAUUCUCGUAGGCCAGUCAGGAGCUGUGGAAGUCAGUGGCUGUCAUGGGAAAUUAUGGACAUUGUUUGGUGUCUCGAGUUGUGAUCUGGAUGCGAUCAUUUUACUAUUUUUAAAUUGUAAAAUUACAUUUACAUUAUAUUUAUGCAAUCGGCAGUCGCUUUUCUCCAAAGCGACUUAUAUGUGUGUUCACUGGGACCUUUUGCGCUGCUAACACAAUCAGUUCUAGUUUCACAAAGAAUAUCAAAAUAAAUUGUAUUACAGGCCAAGAACAAUUCCAUUAAAUGGUCCAAAAUGACACUUUGAAGGGCGUUGUAUAAAUAUUGUUAAACAGUGAUAACUGUGUUCCCCUUCAUUUAAUUCUUGCACCAUAAUUUUUGAUAUGAGAUUUGUACACAAAAGAAAUAGAAGAUCAAAUAUCAAUUUAUGACAUCCCACUGUUGUUGUACUUUAGAGAAAUAUAUUUUUAUUUCUUGUUAUCUUUUCAAUACCCCAGCACUAAAACAUCCCUUUCAAUAUGAGCACUUGUGUUUGGUUUGGUAGGGUUCACCUCAGAUAACUUGUCUGCCAUCAAAUUAAUUUUUUUCACAGAG
This is a messenger RNA of Misgurnus anguillicaudatus (oriental weatherfish), 2240 nucleotides long. RefSeq names its product wingless-type MMTV integration site family, member 2Ba (gene wnt2ba). Lineage: Eukaryota; Metazoa; Chordata; Actinopteri; Cypriniformes; Cobitidae. The record is from RefSeq and is a predicted model, not a curated record. Gene Ontology annotation, molecular function: cytokine activity; frizzled binding. Gene Ontology annotation, biological process: canonical Wnt signaling pathway; multicellular organism development; neuron differentiation. Gene Ontology annotation, cellular component: extracellular region.